Messenger RNA from Lingula anatina, 861 nucleotides. Its product is annotated as octanoyl-[acyl-carrier-protein]:protein N-octanoyltransferase LIPT2, mitochondrial-like. Gene Ontology annotation, molecular function: lipoyl(octanoyl) transferase activity. The record is from RefSeq and is a predicted model, not a curated record. Lineage: Eukaryota; Metazoa; Brachiopoda; Lingulata; Lingulida; Lingulidae. Gene Ontology annotation, biological process: protein lipoylation.
GACGUCUUAUGCUGGAUUCAUUGUUUAAGUUUAUCUUUGGUCAAAGAUGCAGCAACAAUGUGUUUUUAUGAAACUUGGUCGCCUUGGUUACCUCCAAGCUCUAGAGAUACAGAACAGGUUGUCAAAGUUACGUCUGGACCACAUGGCUGGGGAACCUGUCCAGCAGAACCCUGUCAACACCCUGCUUUUAUUAGAACACAAUCCAGUGUACACCAUCGGCAUGAGAACCAAAGACUACACUCUCAGGGAUGAGGACCACUUGAAGGCAUUGGGUGCUGAAUUUGUGAAGACAAAUCGUGGAGGUUUGAUAACUUUUCACGGCCCAGGUCAACUGGUGGUUUAUCCUGUGAUUUACUUGAAGGAUUUCAAACUAAGCAUGAGGGAGUACAUAAGAAAGCUGGAAGAUACUGUGAUUGACAUGUGUGCUGUGGCAUAUGGCAUAGAGGCAAACACAACCAAAGACACCGGCAUUUGGGUGGGUGAGAAAAAGCUCUGUGCCAUUGGAGUCCAUGGUGCUCGAUAUGUAACCACUCACGGCCUAGCUCUCAACUGUAACACUGAUUUGGAUUGGUUUAAGCAUAUCGUACCCUGUGGUAUUGUGGAUAAAGGUGUGACCUCGUUAUCACAACUGAUGAGUAGAAAUGUUACAGUGGAAGAGGCAAUACCACCAUUUCUUCAAUCUUUUGCUAAAAAUUUUCAGUGCGAGCUCAAAGAAAUGAUAUUUACUUCAGAGCAGUGACAUUUUUAAUUUUCUCAUCUUGAUAGUAUGGUCUUGAAUGGACUCUGACUUUUUGGAAUAUAUCUGUAUUGAAAUAUUUAAUUUGAAGUACGUACAGGGUGAAGAAUGAAAUAAAGAUGUUG